CCUCCGAGUGUUUUAGUGAACUAAGACACCUGUGGGAUGAUUUAAAUCCAAAAGUUGAAGAUGCUGACUUAGACGUUAAAGAUGUCAAGCGAAUUUCUGCUUUAAAAAAGAAAAUCAAGGAAUUACUAAAAACCAAAGGUAUUACAGAUUUCGACCUUACCUAUUGGGAAGUAGAGGUAGAUUUCGAUAAUUUAAAGAAGUCUCUUAUUGAAUUAGAGAAUUUUGUUAAAAAAUAUGCUUCUCCGCAAACUCAAAUCCAAGCCCAAAACAAGAAGAAAGGCAAAAGAGAUU
Messenger RNA from Ambispora gerdemannii, 291 nucleotides. Lineage: Eukaryota; Fungi; Glomeromycota; Glomeromycetes; Archaeosporales; Ambisporaceae. The record is from the annotation of a GenBank genome assembly.